AUGAGUAUUAUAUAUACUGCAUAUAUUUUUAUUAUAUAUCUAAUUUGUGUGUUACCUUGCAUUAAUGAACUUUUUCGUCGAAAUAGAUGCUACUCUGAAAUAUGUGAAAGAUCAAAGGAUAAAAAUGAAUCGAGUGUAUAUUGUAUGAAAGAUUAUAAAGAGAAAAGUCCAUUAUUUGUUUAUAAACAUAUUAUGAAACUGUUUGCAGAACAAUAUACACUAAAAGGUGAAAAAAUAGGGUUAGUAGAACAUUCAUGUGGGGAACCAGAAAAUUAUGUAACAUAUAAUAAUUUUUUUAAGAAAGUAUUAUCAUUUAGUCAUGCAUUGAAUACUUAUGAAGGAAAAGGUAUUGAAGAAAAAAUAUAUAAUGAAAAAGAAAAUGGAGGAAAGUUUAGAUUACUAGGUUUAUAUGGUAGUAAUUCGAUUAAUUGGCUAGCUACUGAUUUGGGUGCAAUGAUAAGCGGGGUGACAACAUUAGUGAUACAUUCUAAAUUCAGUUUAGAUGUAAUUGUUAAUAUAUUGAAUGAGACAAAAAUUGAAUGGUUAUGUUUAGAUUUGGAUUUGGUAGAAGGUAUAUUAAAUCGUAAAAAUGAAUUGCCUUAUUUGAAAAAACUUAUAAUUUUAGAUAGCUUAGUUAAAUAUAACAAAAAAAAUUUAAAUGUUGGAAAACACGUUGAUUUAGAUAAUAAUAAUAAUAAUAAAAGAAAGAAAAAAGAAAUUGAGUUAUAUAAAGAAGAAAAAAAGGAUAUUAAUUUAUAUUCUUUAAAAUAUGAUAAUGAAAAAUUAGAAAAAAUUAAGAGCCUAAAGGAAAAUUGGAAUAAAAUUGGAAUAGAUAUUAUAACGUUUGAUGAUAUAACAAAGGUUAAAUCAACCAAUUUUAAUAUUAAAAACGAAGAUCCUGAUUUUGUUACUUCUAUUGUGUAUACAUCUGGAACAUCAGGAAAACCAAAAGGUGUCAUGUUAAGUAAUAAAAAUUUUUAUAAUGCAGUAAUAUCUAUAUAUUACCAUGAUGUAGUAAAAAAUUAUAAUUUUGAGCAACAUUUAUCAUAUUUACCCGUAUCACAUAUAUAUGAAAGAAUUUAUAUUUAUCUUAUUUUUAUGAAUGGUGGAAUGAUAAAUAUAUGGAGUAAAGAUAUGAAAUUUUUUUCUAAGGAUAUAAGAAAUUCUGAGGAUGAAAUAAUAGCUGGAGUACCAAAAGUGUUUAGUAGAAUGUAUACCAAUAUUAUAACAGAAAUAAAUAAUUUAUCAAGUUGUAAAAGGAAUAUAGUUAAAAGUAUUUUAUAUUUACGUAAAUUAUUUAAAAAUGGAUGUUUUAGUAAUUUUCUUGAAAGAAUUACAAAUAUAUCAUCUAAAUUGAGAAAUAAGAUAAACCCCAAUAUGAAGGUUAUAUUAAAUGGUGGUGGAAAAUUGUCGGCUAAAAUCGCUGACGAAUUACGUGUUUUAUUAAAUAUUAAAUAUUAUCAAGGUUAUGGAUUAACCGAAGGUACUGGUCCUAUUUUUGCUCAAAGUAUGUAUGAUGAUAAUUCAGAAGGUAUGGGAGGACCUAUAUGUCCUAGUACAAAAUAUAAGGUAAGGACAUGGGAAACAUAUAAAGCAACAGAUAGAUUGCCAAAAGGUGAAUUGUUAAUUAAGAGUGACUCUAUAUUUAGAGGAUACUUUUUAGAAAAGGAAAGUACCAAAAAUUCCUUCACAAAAGAUGGUUAUUUUAAAACAGGUGAUGUUGUACAAAUUAAUGAUAAUGGUUCUGUAACUUUUUUAGAUAGAUCAAAGGGUUUGGUUAAAUUAUCACAAGGAGAAUAUAUAGAAACUGAUUUAUUGAAUAAUCUAUAUUCACAAAUUUGUUUUAUAAAUAAUUGCGUUGUUUAUGGUGAUGAUUCAAUGGAUGGUCCACUGGCUAUCAUUUCCGUUGAUAAAGGUUUAUUUUUCAAAAGUUUAAAAAACGAUAAUAUGUUAGAAAAAACUGGAAUUGAUGAAAAAAAUUAUUUAGAAAAAUUAACCGAUGAAAAUAUAAAUCAUAAUAUUUAUGUUGAUUAUGUUAAGAAUAAAAUGAUGGAUAUUUUUAAGAAAACAAAUUUAAACAGAUAUAAUAUUAUUAAUGACAUAUAUUUAACAUCCAAAACAUGGGAUACAACUAAUUAUUUUACUCCGUCAUUGAAAAUAAAAAGAUUCAAUGUAUUUAAGGAUUUUUCCUUUUAUAUAGAUGAAGUUAAAAAGAAAUAUGAAGACAAAUUAAAAGGAAGUAAUUUAGAUAAUAAAAAUAAGGAAAAAAAGGAAGAUGAAAAAAAAAAUGAUCAAAAAAAAGAAGAGAAUGAUUCAAAAAAAUUAGAAAAAGCGUCUGUUUCUGAGCCACAUCAAACAAUAGUAGGAAUACAUCAAGGUUUAGAAAAUAAAAAGGUAAAACUAAGAGCAGUAAAUGGAACAAGAGAACUGUCAAAAAAUAAAUGA
Messenger RNA from Plasmodium adleri (nom. inval.), 2445 nucleotides. Its product is annotated as acyl-CoA synthetase, putative. Gene Ontology annotation, cellular component: membrane; endoplasmic reticulum. The transcript has a single exon. NCBI's taxonomy places the organism in Eukaryota, Apicomplexa, Aconoidasida, Haemosporida, Plasmodiidae. The coding region runs from base 1 to 2445 and encodes 814 amino acids. The record is from RefSeq and is a predicted model, not a curated record. Gene Ontology annotation, molecular function: long-chain fatty acid-CoA ligase activity.